Molecule: messenger RNA, 1173 nt
Organism: Chenopodium quinoa (quinoa)
Lineage: Eukaryota; Viridiplantae; Streptophyta; Magnoliopsida; Caryophyllales; Amaranthaceae
Product: transcription initiation factor TFIID subunit 7-like
Exons: 3
Coding region: 386-1168 (260 amino acids)
Source: RefSeq, a predicted model, not a curated record
AAACUUUCCGCAACACUAGACUUUCCACACUUUUGCUUCAUUCGAUUAUGAUUCGACGUGAAAGGUACUCAUCACUGGGUUUGGUUUUGGGGAGACGCAUUUGGGUGACUACACCUACUUAUUAGAGGAGAUCUUUACCUUUUGUUCCCACUAUUUUGAAGAUCAUGUUAACACAAAAGUGGGCAGUCUAGGAUUGAAUCUUAAUGUUGAUGAAGAAUCUAUUGGUAAAGAUCUACCUGAAGUUUUCAACUGUAACACUGGUUAUAGUCCAUCAGAAGGUCAAUUUGGUUAUCUUACAGAAAAGGACUACAAUGUUGCCCAUCGCUAUGUCCUUGGUAAUUGUGAGCUGCUGUCUAAUUUUGAAAGUUUGUUUGAAGAGCAUGUGAUGAGAACUUAUGGUUGCUUACAUAUAGAAGAUAUUUGGACCAAUUAUGAUCAACAAUUUUCAGAUUGGUUCAAAGAACAUGUAUUGGAUAUGGGCACAAAUGAUGACAUCAUUUAUUCAUUAACAAUCGGUCCAUCGACAAGGGUACGAAAAUUUGAUAAGUACCACAUUAAUGACUACCAAUUUCACACAUUCAACUAUGGUAAGGAUAAAUCAAUCACAAACUUUGGUGUUUGUGUGAAAAGUGUGGAGGGGAAUGAUUAUUUUGGGACUCUUCAAGAAAUAAUCGAAGUAGUUUACAUUGGUGCUAAAAGGAGCUAUAAAACAGUUUUGUUCAAAUGUGAGUGGAUUGAUCCUAGACAAGGUACUCGAGUGCAUGAAAAAUAUAAAAUUGUAGAGGUCAAUCACCUGAAAAAAUACCCAAAAAAUGAUCCAUUUGUGUUGGCUUAUCAGGUGGAUCAAGUGUAUUUUGCACCAAAUCCAACUAUGAAAAAGAGAGGAAUCCAUGGCUACAUGUCUUUAAUGUCAAACCUAGAGGAAUCAUUGAUGCCCCCAUCAGAUGAGUUGGCAUUUCAAGAGCUGGACAUUCAUAAUACUCCAUCACUUUGUGAAGUUGAGCAAGAUGAGAUUGAUGAGGUUGAUCAGCAAGAAGGAGAAGAAGAGGAAUAUGAUGAAGAAAAAGAAGAAGAAGAAGAAGAAGAAGAAGAAGAAGAAGAGGAGGAAGAAGAGGAAGAAGAAUUUACUGAUGGAGAAGAUGAUGAAGAUGAAGAUGUUGAAAAUUAAACUAA